Cyanidioschyzon merolae strain 10D is the source of this 654-nucleotide messenger RNA. Its product is annotated as adaptor-related protein complex 3, sigma subunit. The transcript has a single exon. NCBI's taxonomy places the organism in Eukaryota, Rhodophyta, Bangiophyceae, Cyanidiales, Cyanidiaceae. Gene Ontology annotation, biological process: protein transport; vesicle-mediated transport. The coding region runs from base 1 to 654 and encodes 217 amino acids. Gene Ontology annotation, cellular component: intracellular membrane-bounded organelle. The record is from RefSeq and is a predicted model, not a curated record.
AUGAUUCUCGGAGUGUUGGUGUUUAAUAGCCACGGCAAGUCCAGACUGGUUCGUUGGUACGAUACUCGUCUGCAGAACCUCCCAUUGAGUCAAAAACGCUUUAUCGUUUGGAAGUGCUACCGUGCUGCUAGCACGCGAAAUGCGGGCUCCAGCAACUUUUUGUUCAGCACGGACAGCGAGAUCAGUGAGAUUUUGGCCUUUCCCCUGAAAAGUGUCGAGCCUGCUGGUUUGGGGCGCACGUCUGGUGGAAACUCAGACGCGGCAAGUGUCGGACACGAUCGCCCACGAAGAGACGCUUCGGACCGGCCUGAAACACGGCUCUAUGGACGAGACCUCAGAGUCGUAUUUCGCCACUAUGCCACACUUUUCUUCGUCUUUAUCGUGGACGAAAAUGAGAACGAGCUCGGGAUUCUUGACCUGAUCCAGGUAUUCGUUGAAACAUUGGACAGAUACUUCGGUAACGUCUGCGAACUCGACAUUGUGUUCCAUCAUGAGAAAGUAAACUACGUCCUUGAUGAAUUAAUCAGCGGUGGACUCGUGCUUGAAACGAACCAAGCCGAUAUCCUAUCGGCGCUUCAUGGAAUAUCCGAAGCGAUAACAGCGGAGAACACGGGACAAGGGCUGACGAGUCUCGCUAGGAAAAUGCGUCGAUAG